UUUUCAUGGCUAUGAGUCUUAUAAUAUAAUAAUGUGUAUGGUUCUAAAAAGGAAGAAGAAGAAGAGAAGAAGUGUUGCAGAACAGUGAAUAGAGAGAAGAAAAGAGAAAAAGGCAGAAAAUGUACACAUCAGCAGCCAUCAUUACAAUCAUCACACCAAAACCAAAUUCUUCUUCAAUUCCUUUCACUUUGUUUUUCUUUUCAACCCUUCUUCCCUCCUUUUUCCUCCUUCUCUUCUAUCUAUCUAUCUAUCUAUAUUUAUACCUUCUUUGCUUCUCUAGUUAAUGAUAUCUUCUUUUCUCUUUCAUUGAUUCAUAGGAAGAACAAGUGUAUAUAUACAUAUAUAUAAGUGGUGAAGUACCAAGUUGAAGAAGUAAAAGAUUAAUCAUGGAAAGAUGUGUAAACUACUAUGUAAUGUUUCUUCUACUGAGUCAGUUCCUAUGUUCAGGUUGUUCAUAUAGGACAAUGAAGGAAGAAAGUAGACAUGUGAAUGUACUAUUAAACGAUGCUCAAAUUUUCACCACACAAAAAGAUAUCACCACUCCAAUUGCAACAAUUCCAAACUUGGUUCCAACCACACCAACUUUUUCAACAUCUCCAUUCAUAAACCCUAAUUCAAACCCUGAUAGUACUAGUGUUUCUCCAGCAUCAACAAUCCCAAUUACUACUCCACCUACCACAGUGAAUUCAUCACCAGUUUCUUCAGGUGCAAGCUGGUGCAUUGCAAGCCCUAGUGCCUCACAAACUUCAUUGCAAGUUGCAUUGGACUAUGCUUGUGGCUAUGGUGGUGAUGAUUGCUCAGCAAUUCAACCUGGUGGAAUAUGUUACAUUCCAAAUACUAUUCAACAACAUGCUUCUUAUGCAUUCAAUAAGUAUUAUCUCAAGAAUCCUGUUCCUAAUAGCUGCAAUUUUGGUGGAGCUGCUCUCAUUACUAACACUAAUCCAAGCACUACUACAUGUCAGUAUCCAUCAACAAGUACUAGUUCAUCAGUAUUGAACACCACAAAUUCAAUCGGUGCAAAUGUGUUUGGUUCAGUUCCAGUGCCUACAAACCCUUCUCCCUCUGCAGCUGCUGACACAUCACAUAGCUAUGCUAAAAUUUGUGUCACACUUUGGAUGAGUAUUUUUAUUUUAAUAUAGCUGUCCUGUAUUCUAUGCUAAUAUAUCAUUUAUUUAUUAUUAGAUAGGAUAUGAGUUUUAUUUAUAAAAUUUUUGCCCCUUGCUACAACAAGACCAUUCAUAGGACAUACAUGGUAGAUACACUGUAGAAAAAUAAAUUGUAUGAUGGACAUUCAUAGAGAUUUAAAGUUAUACAGUAUAUAUGUUUUCCCUUUAACGUCUUUGUAUUGUUAGAA
This is a messenger RNA of Arachis duranensis, 1354 nucleotides long. Its product is annotated as major pollen allergen Ole e 10. The coding region runs from base 387 to 1139 and encodes 250 amino acids. The record is from RefSeq and is a predicted model, not a curated record. The transcript has 4 exons. NCBI's taxonomy places the organism in Eukaryota, Viridiplantae, Streptophyta, Magnoliopsida, Fabales, Fabaceae.